Rhopilema esculentum is the source of this 806-nucleotide messenger RNA. RefSeq lists its product as uncharacterized. The record is from RefSeq and is a predicted model, not a curated record. NCBI's taxonomy places the organism in Eukaryota, Metazoa, Cnidaria, Scyphozoa, Rhizostomeae, Rhizostomatidae.
AGUCAGUGACCAAGCUGUCAAUCACGCGGAGCUUCGUUUGGGCGUCGAUUAGAAUUGGCCGUGCGGUAUAACACACGUAGCAAACACGAUCCGUAUCUUGAAACAUGGAAGCGACAGCAGAGCAAUCGAGAAGAGUUUUAGUUGCUGUUGAUGGCAGCAAAUCUAGCCAGUCAGCAAUGGACUUUUAUCUAAAUGAAGUACAGAGACCCAAUGACGUUGUUUUGUUGGUCCAUAUGUUUGAUGCUCCCUCCCCUCCAGCUGUUUCAUUAAGACAUCCAUCUCCAGAACCAUGGGAUGAAUGGAGAGAGAGGGUGGACAUAAAGCUUAAAGAAGUGAGAGAAAUGAUGAAGAGCCACGAAAGGGCCUGUGACCAACACAAUCUCAAGCAAAAAGUCAUCAUUCAUACUGGCAAUCCAGGGGAAGGAAUUUGCAAAAUUGUUGAUGAAUACAAGCCAAUAAUGGUGGUGAUGGGUUCACGCGGCCUGAACUUACUGCGACGCACAUUCAUGGGCAGUGUCAGCAGCUAUGUGCUUCACCAUGUUGAUAUCCCAGUCGUUAUUAUUCCGCAAUAAACCCAACUGGUACUUUAGCAAUUCCUAUUUUUUAUUGCCAAAGAAAUUUCAACGCUUAUACAUUCGCUUCACCUUUCAACUUUAGGCACAGCAGGAUUGUAAUUAUAAUCUCGCACUAGUCAUGUAAUUUUUUUUAUUACUCACAACAUUUAGAUAAUAAAGAUUCUCAAUAAUAUUGUAUAUCAUACCCAAUAUUGUACCAUGGUACUUAAAUUAAUAUUGAUUGGUAGAGAA